AUGAAGAUCCCUGUUCUGUUCAUAUUAUUGCUGGGCCUGCAAAUUUCUGCAGCCACCUUCAAAAUCUGUGCGUUUAACAUCAAGAGUUUCGGAGAGGCUAAAGCUUCCAACAAGAAGAUUAUGGAUGCGUUGGUGAAGAUCAUUUCACGUUGUGAUAUCAGCGUCAUACAAGAAGUCCGAGACUCAAAAGGAGAAGCUGUCCAAGCUCUCGUAACUGAGAUCAACAGAUACGACAGUGGCCACCGCUACCAGCACCUGGAGAGUAAGAGACUGGGGAAGAACAGCUACAAGGAACAGUUUGUCUUCAUCUACAGAGCCGACACGGUGAAAGUGAUUGACUGGUACCAGUAUGUGGAAGACCAUCCAGAACACCCAGAAGCCUUUGCAAGGGAGCCCUUCAUUGUCCGUUUCCACUCACCAAGAACAGCUAUCAAAGACUUUGUCCUGAUGUCUCACCACACCUGCCCGCGGGAGGCUGCCAGGGAGAUUACCAGACUGCUGGAGGUGAUGCUGGAGGUGAAGAAGCGCUGGAGAAUUGAUAGCGUCAUGCUCCUCGGAGACCUGAACGCAGCAUGCGGCUAUGUGACCAUACAACAAUGGAAGAACAUUCAGCUGCGCAGCGGCAAUACUUUCCACUGGCUGAUCGGGGAUAAAGAUGACACAACAGUCAAUCAGAAGACUCACUGUGCCUAUGACCGGAUUGUGGUGCAUGGAGAAGACUUCCUUAAAGCCAUUGUGCCAGGCUCUGCCAAACCUUUCAAUUUCAAAAAGAAACUUGGAUUGUCUGAGGAGGAGGCUCUGGAGGUGAGUGAUCACUUCCCGGUGGAAGUCAAUCUCCGCACGGACGCGGCGUGGGACAGGGAACUGUGAGCGCUGCAGCAAAUCUUUCAUACUUCAGUUCCAAUA
Molecule: messenger RNA, 906 nt
Organism: Pseudophryne corroboree (corroboree frog)
Lineage: Eukaryota; Metazoa; Chordata; Amphibia; Anura; Myobatrachidae
Product: deoxyribonuclease gamma-like
Exons: 8
Coding region: 1-870 (289 amino acids)
Biological process (GO): DNA catabolic process
Cellular component (GO): nucleus
Molecular function (GO): deoxyribonuclease I activity; DNA binding
Source: RefSeq, a predicted model, not a curated record